AUCAAACACUAACUAUUCUUUGUCCGUAGCAAACUUUACCUCAGAUUAAAAUGUUGGGGCGAUCUAUAUUGGUGUCGCUUCUGGCGAUUUGUGUGUCAGCACAAGAGAGAUCAUCCAGCCAGUUGUCUCGAUCAUCCUUUUUACAAGAUGGAGGUCAAUCGUCCUGGUCAUCUUUGCCAAACAGUGUCGAUGUUAGACCCCAUAACGAACGUACUAUUGGGACUGGCUCUCUUUUACGAAACCAGGGUUCCCGAAUACAACCGUUCAAUGUACCUGAUUCUACCGAAUUUGGAUCUCUGAACUUGUUUAAUAGGGAUAGUAACUCCCUCUUUAGUAGUCAAGGCUCCAUGUUGCAACCAGCCGACUUAGGAUCUCGUAACCUACGUAAUCUUGACAGUAGAUCCCUAUUUAGAAAUCAGGGUUCCAUAUUAGACCCGGGUGGUAUUCCUGUCAGUCCAUACAGCUAUGAACCGUAUAGCCUUGGAUCAUCUGCAUCAGACGGAUCAAGGUUUAUGGAUAUAACAAUGAGGGGCCAAGGCAUGCUCAAUAGAAACCCACGGAUGAAUCGAAAUGAUAUGUUUUCAUCAAGGGGUCUUAACUUGCCCAACCUCCAAUCUAGCUUAUUACCCAGGAACCAGGGAUUAUCUGGUUUUUCAUCAGACGGAUCUUUCUCUGUCCUUGACGGCAGGUCAAUUAGGAAUGAUGUGUCCGGUUUCUCCAGAAGCAUGCCUUGGGAAAUGUCUCGUGGGUCAAGAACAAUGAAUUCAUUUCCAUUUCAAUUUCCUGACAGAAGAAACCUAAACGUUCCAUCAAUGUCGUUGAGUCAACGACAAGGAGCGCCCUGGAGGCUUCUUAGAGGCACUCAGAGUUCACAAAGGGGAUCGGGUCAGCUUGCUCUAAAUCGUGGAUUGGCAGGGCGAAUAGGAAACGGACUGGGAUUGAAUAGAUUAAAUAUGCAACGCGAUAUGUCCACAGGUCCUAGGAAUGUUUUGGGAAGUUUGGGUCUUAAUCGUCAAAUGAAUGGCAUAAUGUCAUCAAACAGCAGAUCUGGGAAUAACGACCGCCCAAUGGAUGAAAUAUCGGUAAUGAGAAACAGAGGAAAUACCUUUUCUACUGGAAUGUUGGGCAAUAACGAACCCCUUAUGAAUAACAUGUGGGCGGCACAAAAUCCCCAAAACAACUUGGUCGGAAUACCAGUGACACCAAACCGUCUUACUCAAUCAUCACUAACAUCGAACAUCGGUCGAACCUUUCCAAGGCUUUCGUCUUCUUUGAGUAGAGACCUCGGGACCUCGCACUAGUAGGACGACGGUAUACCAGCCAACUUCUGGUUCACAGAUUGUUGGUCAGCGCCGGGGAACAGGGAGAAUAGCAUCUUUCUAAAUAAUUCAUACUUAUUGUUGUUCAAAAUAAACUGGUCUCAUGAAUUAAAAAUUGUUCUUGAUAAUUAUUACUAGCUUAAACGUGCAUGGUAUUUAGGUUUGCUCAUUAGAACCUUACAUGUUUGUUUCAAAAUGAAAGAAAAAAU
This is a messenger RNA of Magallana angulata, 1528 nucleotides long. RefSeq lists its product as uncharacterized. The transcript is spliced from 2 exons. The record is from RefSeq and is a predicted model, not a curated record. Lineage: Eukaryota; Metazoa; Mollusca; Bivalvia; Ostreida; Ostreidae. The coding region runs from base 51 to 1301 and encodes 416 amino acids.